Molecule: messenger RNA, 1068 nt
Organism: Striga hermonthica
Lineage: Eukaryota; Viridiplantae; Streptophyta; Magnoliopsida; Lamiales; Orobanchaceae
Source: the annotation of a GenBank genome assembly
AUGAGCUCCAACCCAUGGCUUUCCCCUUCUGGAGACUUUGCCUUUGGCUUCCAACAACUCCAAUCCAACAACAACAACGACCAUCUCGUGUUUGUUCUCUCGAUAUGGUUCGCUAAAAUCCUUCCAAAAACCAUCGUCUGGUUCGAACGAAGCAGCUACCCUGUGCCACUUGGCUCCACCUUACUGCUCGACGCAGAUAAAGGCCUCGUGCUCCGCGAUCCUCACGGCCGGCUACUUCUCAAAACCCCUCAUCUCGCCAGUCGAGUGGCUUACGCGUCCAUGACCGACACUGGAAAUUUCGUUCUCUUCGGAAAAGACUCGAAUACCCCUCUGUGGCAGAGCUUUGAGAAUCCUUCCGACACGAUUCUCCCGAGUCAAAAGCUCGAUAUCAACGGCUCCACCACGCUCGUCUCGCGGAAAUCGGAGACAGAUUUCUCGUACGGAAGGUUCUACGCCGGGAUGAACGCGGCCGGCAAUUUCGUGCUCGAAACGAAAAGCGUGCGCACGAAUUUGGAUUCGGACUACGAGUAUUACAACAGCGACCCGAACUCGGGCGAUUUUCUUGUGAUCGACGAGAAUCAUCCUUCCAUUUCAAUUAAAAUCGACAACAAUUCGGAGUGGGUCUAUGUGGGUAGCUUACCCGAUCACAACAUAUGUCUCGAUAUCUAUGGCGACACGGGCAGUGGGGCCUGCGGGUAUAACAAUGUGUGCAAUCUCGUGAACUGGCGGCCCGUUUGUCGCUGCCCGAAAGGGUUCACGCUAGUCGACCCGAGUAAUCCUUACGGGGACUGCAGGCCCAAAUGUUCGGGGAAUAGCUGUACUCAGGGCGGCCCGGAGGAUUACAAGCUGGUGGAGAUUUCGAAUGUAGACUGGCCGAAAAACGACUACGAACAGAUAAAACCGAGCACAGUGGGGGAGUGCAGGGAUGCUUGUAUAAGGGAUGAGUUUUGCGGGGCGGCCAUAUUCAGGAGCCUGAGCUGCUGGAAAAAGCGGCUGCCUUUGUCUAAUGGGAGAAAUGAGACAGCUUUAGGUUCCAAGGCCUUUCUUAAGGUUAGGAAAAACUGUUAA